UCGCGCGGAGCUCAGACCGGAUCACGGGUUGUGGGUUCAGACGGAGCCCUGGCAUAUAGAUAAUUCAUUCUACAACUCCAGUAAUUCCACACUAAUUUAUCUGGAUACUUUAUUAAAAUGAACAGAGUGUCGGGAAAGUCCAGUGAUGAGACGCUUAUAGAAAUGGACCGGACUGCUUGGUCCAACGGCGAGGAAAACAAUGGUUUCCACUCCAGUUCUCUUGCGGAUAAGGAAUCUUUUCAACUUGAAAACGCUGUGGUGGACAAGCAGCUUCAGAGCAAGGACUCUGUGUACUUCAGAGAUGGCGUACGGCGGAUAGAUUUCGUUCUCUCAUUCAUCGACGAUAAGGAUGGAGAGAAGAAACAGGAUCGGAGGAAGGAGUUUGAAGCUAAUUUACAGAAAGCAGGACUUGAGUUGGAGACUGAGGACAAAUCCGAGUCGGAAGAUGGGAGAACAUUCUUCCUGAAGGUCCACCUCCCAUGGGAGGUGUUGGCAACAUAUGCAGACGUUUUGAAAAUCAAAGUUCCUUUUAAAGCCAAUGAUAUACCUGAUAAGAAAGAGGUGCCCUGCAGCUGGCUCUUUACACCCAUCCGACUGCCCGAGCACGUGAUGCACCCUGAGCCAGAUUACUUCACCUCCACAUUUGACAAGAGCAAGAUCGAUUUCUUCCUCAUCGAGGAUAAAGACACCUUUUUCCCUCCAUCCACACGCAAUAGGAUCGUUUAUUACAUUCUUUCCAGAUGUCCAUACAGUAAAGAAGACAAGGACAAGAAGGGCAUUAAGAGACUGCUAAAUAAUGGAACCUACACAGCGGCCUUCCCCCUGCAUGAUUGCAGGUACUGGACCAGAUCUCGUGAUCCGAACUGUGAGAGUGAGCGUUAUUCUCUGUACAAAAACUGGGCUCGCUUCAGUCGCUGCUAUAAAGAACAGCCGCUCAACCUCAUACGGAAAUACUAUGGAGAGAAGAUCAGCAUCUACUUUGCCUGGCUGGGUUAUUACACAGAGAUGCUGUUCUACGCUGCAGUUGUUGGUCUGCUCUGCUUCAUCUAUGGUUUGGCCACCUUUGAUGAAAAUGUCUGGAGUAAAGAGAUCUGUAAUGACUCCAUCGGUGGUCAGAUCAUCAUGUGUCCUCUCUGUGAUAAGAAAUGUGGCUACUGGAAACUCAACUCAACCUGUAGCUCCUCAUGGCAAUCUUAUCUGUUUGACAACACAGCUACAGUAUUCUUUGCGAUAUUCAUGGGAAUAUGGGUGACUCUGUUCCUGGAGUUCUGGAAACGUCGUCAGGCACGGCUGGAGUAUGAGUGGGAUCUGGUGGAUUUUGAGGAAGAACAGCAGCAGCUGCAGCUCAGACCCGAAUAUGAGACCAAGUGCACAAGCCGACGCCUCAACCGCGUCACGCAAGAGAUGGAGCCUUACUUACCCGCAACUAGCAAGUGUGCUCGCUCAUUACUGUCUGGGGCCACAGUACUCUUCUGGAUAUCUCUGAUUAUUGCCAGUAUAAUCGGGGUGAUAGCGUAUCGUCUGGCAGUAUUCGCAGCAUUUGCCAGCAUCAUGAAGGACAGUCCCACCAAUAAACUGGAUGUGGUGGGAUCACUGAUCACUCCUCAGUUUGCCACAUCUGUAACUGCUUCCUGCAUUAACUUUGUCAUAAUAAUGGUUCUGAACUACCUGUAUGAGCGUGUGGCCAUCUGGAUCACUGAUUUGGAGGUUCCCAAAACGCACUUGGAGUAUGAGAACAUGCUCACAGUGAAGAUGUUCCUCUUCCAGUUUGUCAACUACUAUUCCUCCUGCUUCUAUGUCGCCUUCUUCAAGGGAAAAUUUGUGGGUUACCCAGGAAACUAUGGAUACAUGUUUGGCAAAUGGAGUGGACUGAGAAAUGAAGAGUGUGAGCCAGGUGGUUGUCUGAUCGAGUUAACCACUCAGUUAGUGAUCGUUAUGGUCGGUAAACAGGUGUGGGGGAACAUACAGGAAGCUCUUGUACCCUGGUUGUGUAACUGGUGGGUGAGCCGGAAUGCUCGGAAUCAUCCGGAGAGUCUGUACAGCCGCUGGGAGCAGGAUCACGACCUGCAGGAUUUCAGUCAGCUUGGCCUCUUCUACGAGUAUCUGGAGAUGGUGGUUCAGUUUGGUUUCAUCACGCUGUUCGUGGCCUCUUUUCCUCUGGCUCCUCUACUGGCUCUGAUCAAUAACAUUGUUGAAGUUCGAGUGGACGCCUGGAAGUUGACAACUCAGUUCCGCCGGCCAGUGGCAUCUAAAGCUCACAGCAUCGGUGCAUGGGAAGAGAUCCUAAACAUGAUCGCUGUUCUCUCAGUGGUCACCAAUGCUUUCAUAGUGUCAUUUACAUCAGACAUGAUCCCUCGGCUGGUGUAUCUGUACGCGUAUCACCCUGGUACAGAGAUCACUAUGGAAGGAUACAUCAACAACAGCCUGUCUGUCUUCAACAUCUCUGAGAUCCCGCCAGAAAACUGUCCGGAGGAUGACGAGAACCCGGACUGGUUCAACAGCACCACAAUGACCACCUGCAGGUACCGUGAUUACCGCUACCCUUCUGGACAUGAGAAACAGUACAGCCAUACAAUGCAGUUCUGGCAUAUUCUCGCAGCCAAAAUGGCAUUUAUCAUCAUCAUGGAGCAUGUGGUGUUCGUGGUGAAGUUCUUUGUGGCUUGGUUGAUCCCGGACGUGCCGUCAGAUGUGAAAGCACGUAUAAAGCGUGAGCGUUACCUGAUCCAGGAAUACCUGCACGACUAUGAGCUGGAGAAACUCAAGAUCCAGCUGAUCCAGAAAGGCCAGAACAGUGAAGAAAUAAACAACUGCACGUGUCCGACCACAGCCGCCUCACCUAUGAAAAUUGAGGUGUUAUCAGACUGUCUGGCCUAACACAAGCCCAGACAGAUCUCACUGAACCACUACAUCAUCACCUGAAAGCCAAUGAGAAGCUCUCACUCAGUUCAUCUCACAAACCACUCGCAAUUCACCAGUUCUCACUCGUUCAACACAAAAUCAUCUGUCGCACGUGGUCUUCCAUAUAUCAUGAUGAUCUUUUCACGCCACAUCCAUUUUAUGGGCUCAGUGGUUUUUCACAAUGUUGCCCUUUCAGGAUGAGUUUAAUAGUUCAGGAAAAAUCACUCUGUCAUGGUGAAUCUUAUUAAAACAUGUUCUGGUCAUAUUUCACCCAAAUCAAAAGAAAGAAGUUAUAUAAAAAAUAUUUUUUUAAAGACAAUUAAGCCUGUUUUUGAGACCGCUAAGAUGUUUUAUUGCAUUUAUUUUA
Molecule: messenger RNA, 3265 nt
Organism: Myxocyprinus asiaticus (Chinese sucker)
Lineage: Eukaryota; Metazoa; Chordata; Actinopteri; Cypriniformes; Catostomidae
Gene: ano5a
Product: anoctamin 5a
Exons: 20
Coding region: 118-2874 (918 amino acids)
Biological process (GO): chloride transmembrane transport
Cellular component (GO): plasma membrane
Molecular function (GO): chloride channel activity; protein dimerization activity
Source: RefSeq, a predicted model, not a curated record